Messenger RNA from Xenopus tropicalis (tropical clawed frog), 3022 nucleotides. RefSeq names its product occludin (gene ocln). Gene Ontology annotation, cellular component: membrane; plasma membrane; bicellular tight junction. Gene Ontology annotation, biological process: bicellular tight junction assembly. NCBI's taxonomy places the organism in Eukaryota, Metazoa, Chordata, Amphibia, Anura, Pipidae. The record is from RefSeq and is marked validated.
CGGAGAAGUGAUUUGUUUCUGAACUUUCUGUUGGGUCAGAGGAUCCGAGGGGGCUCCCGCUGGGGAAUAGCAGGUGUUUAUACAGAUUUCCUUUUACAUGGUUGUCGUAAUCUAGGGAAACGUAUUCAACACCAUGUCUGCCAGGCCAUUUGAAAGUCCCCCUCCGUAUCACCCGGAUGAAUACAAACCCUCAAGCUAUGCCCCAAGUAGAGACAUGUACGGCAGACCCUCAAAUUAUGCCCCAAGCAAAGAUGUGUAUGGGGCAGAGAUGCACUCGCAGCCAGCCUACUCGUACUACCCAGAAGAUGAAAUACAGCAUUAUUACAAGUGGAGCUCCCCUCCUGGUAUAAUAAAGAUCAUGUCUCUUCUUAUCGUGGUCAUGUGUGUUGGUAUAUUUGCGUGCGUAGCUUCGACUCUGCCCUGGGAUCUCGACAUCACUGGACAGUCUAUGGGUUAUGGCAUCGGGAGCGGGAGUUACAGUGGCGCAUACACCGGAUAUGGCUUUGGAGGCUCGCAGAUGGGCUUGGGCUUUGCAUACGGAGGAAAUUAUACUGACCCAAGAGCAGCAAAGGGCUUUAUCCUCGCUAUGGCUGCUUUUUGCUUUAUCAUUGGUAUGGUGAUAUUUGUAAUGACUGUAACGAGGACUCAGAGUUCCACCACCAGAAAAUUCUACCUCAUUGUAAUAAUCGGCAGCGCAAUAUUUGGAGCCCUAGUCUUCAUUGCCACCAUUGUUUAUACCAUAGGAGUAAAUCCUGUAGCUCAGGCUUCUGGAUCAGCAUUCUACACCCAGAUUGUUUCAAUAUGCAACCAGUUCUAUUCCCCAGUACAAACCGGAAUAUUUGUGAAUCAAUAUCUUUAUCACUACUGUGUGGUAGAGCCUCAAGAGGCAAUUGCAAUAGUCCUGGGGUUCUUGAUUGUUGUGGCUUUUGCCAUAAUUAUCUUCUUUUCUGUAAAAAUACGAAGAAGGAUCAACCAGUAUGGCAAAGCAAACAUCCUGUGGAAGAAAAAUGUCAUGUAUGAAGAUGGAGAUCCUCAAGUUGAACAAUGGGUAAAGAAUGUAGCUGAAAAUUCCGCACCUCCCUUUUCUGAUUACAAUGAAAAAGUGAAUGGCUCUGUAGCGGACUACAGAAGUGUAAAUGGGGUUCAAGCCUACCCACCACAGAAUAUCUCACAUCCGAUACCAGAGGAAGAGUUGCCUUUGAAAGAAGACUAUGGCAUGUCCCCACAUGCCUAUAGCAGUAGCUCCGAUACCACAACCAAGAAAGCACCUCCUAAGAAACGGCCAGCAAAACCCAGGCGGUCUGACAUUGAUACCCAUGAAGCAGGCUAUAAUACAGGAGGAGAGUCUGCAGACGAGUUGGAAGAUGAUAGCUGGGACAGUGAGUACCCACCCAUCACUUCAGACCAGCAACGACAGCAGUACAAGCAGGAGUUUGCCAGUGAUCUGCAGGAAUACAAAGGGCUGCAAGCAGAACUUGAUGAGAUUUCAAAAUCCCUGUCCCAGAUGGAUAAAGAACUGGACAACCAUCCGGAAAAUAGUGAAGCGUAUAAGAGCAUUGCAGAUGAAUACAAUCAGCUUAAGGAAGUCAAAACGUCUCCAGAUUACAGAAACAAGAAGAAACGAUGCAAAGAGCUGAAGGCAAAGCUAAACCACAUCAAGCAAAUGGUCAGCAACUAUGACAACAAAUAAGGGACUGUGACUGCUUCUCACCUGUUCAGACUGUUAUCAGCUGGAGGGUUUACCCACUGCAUUGCGAAGGAUUCAUGGACCUUUCUGCUGUCGGAUUUUUUUGUAUUAUUUUUGAUGGGGUACCACCAGAUAAUCUGAACUGUUAAGUAGAUUUAAACAUGAAAUUGUUGAAUCUUUGAAUGAUGAUCAGCUUUUUUUGUUUGUUUUUUACAUGUAGAUUUACGCAUUUUCAUGUGAAAUGUGUUAGUGUAAUGAAGAUUUUUCCUAUUCCGUUAUUCCGUGACAGAGAAGAAGGUUGCCUGGCUCUGUGCAGCAAAUGUUCAGUGGCAGUUUUUAUUAUAGGCUAGGAGGCCUGUUUCUUUAAGCAGAACAUGUUUGAAUUUCUGUUCUAAUCUUUUAGCCUACUUAAAAGUAUGUGAGUUGCUUUGUAAAUCUGACCCAUCUACAUAUAGUUCUAAAUAGGUUGCAUAUAGCUUGUCCACUUCCUUGCUGUAAAAUAAACGUGUCCCCUAACCUGCUGAAUUUUUUUUCUUGAAGGACUCUGAAAGCUAUAUUUAAGUAGUUGGAAAAAAUCAGGCUGACUUCUCUUGAGGAAAGCCAUGCAUGAUCAUAUCCUUUCUUGUCAUUUAUGAGGCAUAGGCCUCAGGAUAGGAAGAAUUUUAAGAUGUAUUUUAAAUGUGGCGUUUUUCAGUGUAGGUAACCUCACAGCUAAUCAAAAUGUGUUAAAACUGGGCAAUGUCCAAAACCUUGGGCUAGGCUUAUUGUGGUUUCACUAUUUGCAGAACAAAAUGAUGCUUAGAAUGCCUAAAAUGAGCCAAUUCAUGUGACUGCAAAACAAAUGUAUUAUAUGAGAACUGUGAUUAUAACCAGCCUCUGCCAAUUUAUCACCCUUUUAGCGUGAACCGCUUUGGAGAUUACUGUGUGCAAAUGUGCUAAGAGCAGACUUUUGCCGUUUUUUUACUUAUGUAUCAGUAAGGUGGUAGCCAUGCAGUGCCUUUUCUUUUAAUACUCAGUUUUUUGACAAGUGCAAUUACCAGUGUGAUAGAAGCUAACAUUAAUUCAGAUAACAUAACUAACUGCAUUGUAACAUGUAAGUGGCAAUAAGGCAGUGUGCAAAACAGUUUUUAUAAACAUGAUAUUUUAUAUAUGUCAGUUUGAAUAGUUAGGGUAGGAUUUUGUAUAAUAAGGUGUGCAAUGUCGGCAGUGUAUCUAAAAAAGCUUAAUGAAUGUAGCAUCUAAUUGACAGUUUGUAUAACUCCUUUAUGGACAAGUCAACUGUUAUAAAUAAAUUAUGUAUAUACAGCUAUUACACAAUAAAAAUUUUCAAGCUUU